Meriones unguiculatus (Mongolian gerbil) is the source of this 774-nucleotide messenger RNA. Its product is annotated as zinc finger protein 436-like. The record is from RefSeq and is a predicted model, not a curated record. The annotation marks the transcript as partial. Gene Ontology annotation, cellular component: nucleus. The transcript has a single exon. Lineage: Eukaryota; Metazoa; Chordata; Mammalia; Rodentia; Muridae. Gene Ontology annotation, biological process: regulation of transcription by RNA polymerase II. Gene Ontology annotation, molecular function: RNA polymerase II cis-regulatory region sequence-specific DNA binding; DNA-binding transcription activator activity, RNA polymerase II-specific.
GAAAGCAGUCAUACUGGAGAGAAACCCUUUAAAUGCACUCUAUGUGGUAAAGCCUUCCCCUAUACCACUGAUCUCAUAGGGCAUAAAAGAACACACGCAGGAGAGAAACCUUACAAAUGUAAUCAAUGUGGUAAAGUCUUUGCAAAAAACAGUCACCUCAUAAGCCAUAGAAGAAAACAUACUGGAGAGAAACCUUAUGAAUGUCACCAGUGUGGUAAAGCCUUUGCACGAAACAGUCAUCUCAUAAGGCAUAAAAGAACACACACUGGAGAGAAACCUUACGAAUGUAAUGAGUGUGGCAAAGCCUUUGCAGAAAACAGUCAUCUCAUAAGCCAUAAAAGAACACACACUGGAGAGAAAUCUUAUGAAUGUGACGAGUGUGGUAAAGCCUUUGCAGAAAACAGGAAUCUCUUAAGCCAUAAAAGAAUACAUACUGGAGAGAAACCUUAUGAAUGUAACCAGUGUGGUAAAGCCUUUGCACAAAACAGUCAUCUCAUAAUCCAUAAAAGAACACACACUGGAGAGAAACCUUAUGAAUGUAACCAGUGUGGUAAAGCCUUUGCACAAAACAGUGCUCUCAUAAGCCAUAAAAGAAUACAUACUGGAGAAAAACCUUAUGAAUGUAACCAGUGUGGUAAAGCCUUUGCACAAAACAGUCAUCUCAUAAGCCAUAAAAGAACACACACUGGAUAGAAACCUUAUGAAUGUAACCACUGUGGUAAAGCCUUUGCACAAAGCAGUGCUCUCAUAAGACAUAAAAGAACACAUACUGGA